CCGAAACGUCUGUAAUGUCUCUGUGUGUUUCCUCUAAAGCCGCCGCAGUGUUUGGACUUUACUGAGACGUUAGCUUCUGAGGCUAAUUCCUCUGGACAAUCAGUGUUUACAGGACUGUUCGUUAGUGUCACAGCGGACAGCCUUAGCCUGUUAAAGAGGCUUUGUAUGUUAUUGUUCUGACUUAAACCCGCUGUUAAACGUCUCUUACGAACACACAAACAGGUGAUUUUAACGUUACAGAGUCGUCAUUCCGAUGCCAGGUGAAGUGAAACAGCAGGAGAAGCUACAUGGAGGCUAACUAACCCAGGACCAAUCGGUGCUCAGCAUACAGAGGAACUGCGGUACAUUAGCACCACAAUGCCAGCCGGUAAGGAGUUUGUGGCUGCUGUGGGCCACUGAGGCCAAGGUACAAACGCCUUGUGGACAACAUCUUCCCUGAGGACCCCAAAGAUGGCCUCAGUAAAUCUGACAUGGAGAAGCUGACUUUCUACGCCGUCUCGGCUCCAGAGAAGCUGGACAGGAUUGGAGCUUAUCUAGCCGAGAGGCUGAGCAGAGAUGUGGUGCGACACCGCUACGGGAAUGUGGUGAUAGCCAUGGAGGCUCUGGACCAGUUGCUGAUGGCCUGUCACUCUCAGAGCAUCAAACCCUUUGUGGAGAGUUUCCUGCACAUGGUGGCCAAGCUGCUGGAGUCCAGAGAACCAGACCUGCAGGUCCUGGGAACCAACUCGUUUGUGAAGUUUGCCAACAUUGAGGAGGACACGCCGUCCUACCAUCGCCGCUAUGACUUUUUUGUGUCCCAGUUCAGCGCCAUGUGCCACUCUACUCAUGAAGAUACUGAGACCAGAACCAGAAUCCGUGUGGCUGGGAUUAAAGGUCUGCAAGGCGUGGUGAGGAAGACGGUGAAUGAUGAGCUGCAAGCUAUCAUCUGGGAACCUCAGCACAUGGACAAACUGAUCCCAUCCAUGCUGUUCAACAUGCAGGACAGCGAAGACCUGGACAGGGCGGGGCACCCCACCACUCCUUCAGGGGGGGGUCAGGAAGGUGAGGAAAACCCAGCAGCGCUGGCAGAGAGCUGUUUCAGGGAGCUGCUGGGCAGGGCAGCCUAUGGCAACAUGAACAACGCUGUCCGACCCAUAUUGGUUCACCUGGACAACCACCACCUUUGGGACCCCAAUGAGUUUGCUGUUUCCUGCUUCAGAAUCACCAUGUACUCCAUCCAGGCUCAGCACUCUCACCACGUCAUCCAGCAGGUUCUGAAUCACCUCGACACAAACAACAAGAACACACCGCGGGUCAGAGCCGGCAUCGUCCAGGUCCUCCUGGAGACGGUGGCCAUCGCUGCCAAAGGCUCAGUGGGUCCCACAGUGCUGGAGGUGUUCAACACUCUGCUCAAACACCUGAGGAUGAGCGUGGACUUUGAGCUGGGCGAGAGCUCGAGGAGAAACUCCAGCACCAGUGUUUCUUCUGGCCGCGGGAAAGAGAGCGAAGAGAGAAUCGUCCAGAACGCCAUCAUUCAGACCAUCGGCUUUUUCGGUGGAAACCUCCCAGACUACCAGCGAGCUGAAGUCAUGAUGUUCAUCAUGGGCAAAGUGCCAGUGUACGGGACCCCCUGCCACACCUUGGACACUGUCAAGAUUGGGCAUCAGGGUACCAAGCGGAUCCAGACCAUGCUGCUCAGCUCUCUGAUCAUGGUAACCUCUGGCUUUAAGUCCAAGUCCAUGGCAGCUGCGUUGCCUCCUCCCUUCCUGGAUCCGCUCUUCUCCAUCUCGCUGAUGGAGGAUAGUGAGCUGAGGCAGCUGGUGCUGGAGAUCCUGCACAACAUCAUCGAUCGCCAUGACAACCGGGCCAAGCUACGCGGCAUCAGAAUCAUUCCUAAUGUUGCAGCAUUGAAGAUUAAAAGAGAGAAGAUUUCCAAGCAAGAUGUGGCAUUCAUGAAGAAGCAUGGCCAGCAGCUUUACCGCCAUAUCUAUCUGGGCUGUAAAGAAGAGGAUAACGUCCAUAAAAACUUUGAGUUGCUCUUUACUACCCUGGCCAUUCUGACUAUCGAGCUGGCCAACGAGGAAGUGGUCAUCGACCUCAUUCGGCUCGCCAUCGCUCUUCAGGACAUGGCUCUGGCUAAUGAGGAGAACAUGCCAGUGUUUACUCGUUGCGGCAUCAUGGCAUUGGUGGCGGCAUACCUUAACUUCCUGAGCCAGAUGAUCGCAAACCCUCCCUUCUGUCAGCACGUCAGCAAGGUUAUAGAGCUGAGGAACCUGGACGCUCCGUACCUCCUCCCAGAGCACAUCUUCAGAGACAAGUGUCCACUUCCUGAAUCUUUAGACAAGGAGGACAGACAACUUUACUUCCAGACAGCCGACAUGGCAGAGUGUCUGGCAGGACCCGGAUACAACGCAGAGAGACUCUCCAUUCCCUACGUUCCCCAGGUCACAGGUGAAGAUCGUCUGACCAGGAGGAAGAGUUUUGUGGACACAAUCUCCCUUCAAGUGGACAUCAUGUCCAACAGUCUUCCAGACAAGUCCCAGCUGGCUGAGGAGAUCACGUUUGAGACCCUGAAGAAGGCCAUCGACACCACCGGUCUGGAGGAGCAGGAGAGGGAGAAGAGGCGUCAGGUGAUGGAGAAGUUUCAGAAAGCUCCUUUUGAAGAGAUUGCUGCCCACUGCGAGUCCAAGGCGAACAUGUUGCACGACAGGCUGGCACAAAUCUUCGAACUUACAAUUAGGCCUCCACCCAGCCCGUCCGGAGUGGUUUCCAUCUCAGCAGGACACACCCAGCACCAGUCUGUCCCUGUCUAUGAGAUGAAGUUUCCAGACCUGUGCGUCUACUGAUCACAACACACACACACACACACACACACACACACACAUACACACACACACACACACACACACACACCCCUCCACAAAGAUAUCACAAAAUGCAAAAUGCAAAAUUCAAAAUGCUGAGAAAUAACUAGACUAGUCAUAAUCUGCACUCCAAUUUCCUCUAUUCUGACCAGCACAAAGGUGACAGGGAUACUGUCAGAAAUACAAAUUGCAGCAACAAAAGUUUUGGUAUAAACAGGAGUUGCCUAUCCAAAAAAAUGAACCUCCUUAAUCUCACGUAAAAGUCUUCUAUCUCUAUUGCAAACCUACACACCGGCCACAGAGUUUCUUAUUUCCACUUAGUUUGAGAGCCUCAAAAGCGCUUCUGAAUCCAAAAAUGCCUUCAUUAUCAAUUUGAAAACUUCUGUAUUUUUAAAAUACUCUGAUCCUUAAUUAAGCAGAAAGCAGACCAGUUUGUAUCCCUCUAGCUCUAAAUGAACUGAUGUGCUGCACUUUGUUUCCUGACUCACUUCCCUGAAAUUCAACAAAACUUGUGAGUCACCAAGAACAAAACAUGAACAACACUCACUCUAACAUUUCAGUGUAUAGAUGCUGAAGCUGAUGUUGCUUCCCAGCAUGACUCAUCCAGUCUAUCAUCUGUGGUCUAACCAAAGCUUCACACAUUGUACAUAAGCUGUAGUCUAAAAUGAAACUCUUGUAGGAAUGGCUAAAACCAGUUUCACAUUUACAUUUGAGGCUUAGCUGUACUGCUCCUUCUUCAGAGCCAGCUUCUGCCUCUUAACAAGUAUCUGUUCUCAUGUUGAUCAGUAGGCGUCAGUGCAGUCACAAAUUAGUAGAAAUGUAUAUUAUAUUAGCUGCUAGAAAAACUGAAAUAACUUCACUGGUGGUAGAAGGCAGGCGAGUUUUAGGCUCCCUGCUGCACGGCUGUUACAACCUGUUCAGUCUGCUCAGUGUUUGCUAUUUUUAGGUAAAUAUGCAUCAGAAAUGACUUCAACAACCAGCCAAGGUUCAUGUUGGGAAAUGAAAUGAAAGCAAUACUUCAAUUUAACGUAUCUGGUCAUGAACUGCUUGACAACAAAAGAAAGCCAAAGAGUUUAGUUUUCAACACUGUUCAGUGGAAAUGGCUCGCUCAUGGUUGGUGUGUUUCUGUGCUCCAUUUAUUUCAAAAUGCUGCAAUUUGCCCUUUGUGCUGACAUUGUCUUGACAUAAUGUAAACGUGCCUGGAUAGACCCAUUUUUAACAGAAGUCUUGAUUAUCAGCCAACAGGGUGUUAAUGUUUGUUGAUUUGUUAUGAAACCUUUUGAAUUAAGAUCUUACGACACAAUGCUGAUAAAAUGUGACUGAUUGUUUAACUGUCUUUAGAGCCAGCGCGUUGUAAAUACAGAAAAAGCACAAAACUUUAACUGCAACAUACUGAAAGAUUUGAACUGCAUUGAGGGACAGUUCUUUUUAAUUGGAAUAAAUUCAUGCACAUAUUACAUUCAUACAUCUGCAACCUUUCUGUACCUUUAUAUAACAUAUUACAGCACUUAUUUUACUGUGUUCAUGUUAGUGAAUUUCUUAUUAUGGGAAGAAAUAUAGCAGUUUAAGAAUUCAUUUUCAAAAACCUCAAGCUGUUUCAAUGACAGUUGUCGCAAUUUUCCAUGAAUAUACAGCUAGCUUGCUGGCUACAAUACUUAACCCUGCCUAACAAGCUCUGAUUGGUUGAUUAUUUCUACAAAUAGCAAUAACCAUUCCUUUCUGAAUUGCUGAAGAAUCAGAGAUGUGUGCAGCGAGGUCUAAAACCAGGGUAUUCUGGGAUUGGCCAGAUUAAGUCCAUAUCUGCCCCCUAGUGAAUAUACUUUAAAUCACCCAAGCACACAUCAACACAGACAAGCAUGUAGACGUGCCGCUUGUCAAUGCAUGCACGUUGUUAAAAGCGUGUGUAUAAGCGCUGUAAGUUUGUGACAUUGAAUGUACGUGUGACUGCUCCAGAACUCUACCAGCAGCAUCAACUGUAAAAACUCAUAUCCUUGUGGAUUAAGAGUUUUCCGGCACGAUGGCUUUGUUCUGUACUCUCUGUGCACAGUUGGCACGUUGAUGAUAUCUCCAGUCCAACCAGCAGCUUUUAACUCCUCACAGCUUUUUUCACAGCUUCUAAAAACCAAAACAUGUUUUGCUGCCAAAGACAGCAGUCCCCCCAGCCUCCCCCACCCUUCCCCCAUUUCCUGAAUUCAGGAUGUCUUAAUCUAAAAACACUGGAUGCUUUCCGUGACGACGUCCUGCAAGCAACCAUAUGGGCAGUUUCAUCCCUAAAUAAGAGAGCAGCAGCUGACUCCUCAUGAAAGGUAACCUCCCCUCUGAAGGUUUUAAUAUCAAUAGCCACCUUCAGAUACAAAGCAGUGACAUUUCAGAGGAUUUAAUCAUCUGUCCUUGUUACCACAAGGCCACUUUCUGGUUCCAAAAGGGGUACGGGAGGCGUUUUUGGAUUGAGAUCCUUCAUAUCAGGUGGAGCUGCAGCUGUGAUCUGUAACAACAGAUGGUUAUCAGUAUUUCCUCUGAUCUAAGAGCAGUGUAGGAAGAAAACUCCCUCCAGCUGAAGGCAGGUACCUGCUGCCAUCAUUUGGUCUGAGUAGCUGUGCAGAGCACAUCUCUGCUGCUGCUGAUUGAUUCAGGGUUGAAGUUUAGUGUUUCCUUUCACUCAGAGAUGACUGGUUUCUUUGUAGGUAUAUAGUGUAUGUAUGAUGAACGAUGGACAAACAAGAUGGAAAACUGAAUGAAAGAUGAACGAGAAAAAAAUAGUUGAGGUGUUUGUGUUCUGCUGAGCAGGAUGUGGAAGCCGUUUUAUAUGUGGCAGGGAAAGUUUCAGAUGGUUUUGUAUGUUAAAAGUUGUUGAGUGCAGGUUGUGUUCCCAAAUGACAAAGCUUGGCUAAACAUCUUUUGAAAUCACCAACAUGAGCCUGAUACAUUUGAACCUUGGCUGGUCUUCUUCAGAAUCCAGCUAUACAGCAGCUUCUGACUCAUUUCCACCUGGUAUUGACACGCAGUCUGUAUCUGUGUACCUUAUCUGGAUCAGUAAAAAUCACAUCUGGAGAUGGUCUGAUCAGAUCUCAGCCAGGGGUAAACAACAUCUGUUUAAGGGAAAUAAGCAGAGCCCACACAGCAGCAUCGCUUCUGGAGACUCCAAUGGACUGAAACAACGCGCAAUUCAAGGGUCAUGUGAUCAGUGGUAGCAUUAGUGUCAGCAAGCUUCUCCAUCGACUCUGCUUACCUUCUUAUAGUAUAAGUAAUGUUAGCGUAGUUAGCUAAGCCACCCAAAACUGAGACUAAACAAUGUUGCCUCAAGAUUAAUUUAGUAGCUUUUCUGGAGUGUUCGAUCGUAUCACGAGCAGAUGGAGUUUAACCAGCAGUCAUGGAAAUUUAGAUGUUUCUGGACUCUGUAAGGACUUCAAAUCCACAGUGGUUUAAGAUGGUACCUUCUGUGAAGAUGCACCUAAACACAGACCUACGCAAAGAAGGCUGUUUUAGGUAACUGUAGGUCCCAGAGGCUCAGACAGGAGCAGACACACGCACCUUAGUCUCAAGGCUUAACAAUGCACGCAAGAAACACCCACAGAACCUCUCAGACACCUGUGCACUUCCUCCUACGGCCAUCCUGGAGAAGCUUGUUGGAGUUCAUCUCAACUCGAUUGUGGUCCGUUUAGUAUCGAAAAAUGUACCAAAAGUAUCCUACAAAGACCUUCGGUUGUCUGUAUGUCACAUGACCCUCGCCUUACACGUCCUAGCCUACACUGAAGACCAUUCCACAACGCUUCCCUUCACCUGAGGCACACCAUGCUUCAUGUGAAUAUUGAGUUGGGAUUAUAGUGUGCGUGUAAAUGCAAAGGCCCAUGAUUGAACAUUGUUAUCCAGUUACAGAUGGCAGCUUAAUACCAGGUGUAAAUGUCUUCUUCUGCAUGUGAUUUAACAUACUGCAAAUGGCUGCUGAUGUUUAGAAUAAAGCAGCCAAUGAUAGUAUGUGGAUACUCGUAGAGUUUGUACUCCAUCAUUAAAGGGUUGAUGUCCUGGAUUGACAAAAUUAUGAGCAGAGUUGCCUCAAUAAAAUAAAAACUCCCUUUGAUAUUUUCCUCUGUAUAAAAAAAUAUCCUUCACUUAACAUUGCACUGAUGCAUUAACUCUUGUGCAUAUCUGUACUGUGUAACGUCUUAGCUUUAAAUGCAAACUUAUGAUUUAAUAUCAUAGAUAAAGAAAUGCAUUAUAUGAACUAACUGCAUGAUCUCUUAAUAACAUUGUCGACCCCUGAGGGGGCGCUGGGAAUAUAUGCUGAAACAAAAAACCUGAACAAUUCAUUUCAUCAACUGAAUCUCAAAAUCAGAUUAUUCCUCAAACAGAUGAAAAAUGAACCAGCACAGUGGAAACGUCACUGAUUUUAGUUUGGGGAAGAUUUUGACAGUAGAUGAAUUGUUUGCUUAGAUGCAGCUGGAAUACACAAUCACUUCCUCUACGAAUGUGUCAUAGCAGUAUAUCAUAUAUUUUUGUACAUUUUAUGCAUCAUGUAUUGUUAAACUGUUGCCUGGUAGAGAUUUAGAGAUUUGGGAGAUUUAUUGUUGUCCAUCACAUUUAUCAAGAUGAAGACAAAUGCUGAUUUAUUUUUAGAUUUCUGUUUACUAUGAAGUCAACGGUUCAGGGUUUCAAUGGGAUUGUGCAGUUCUUAUCGGUGCAGGAGAAAUGUCAUGUAUGAAAAUGUUACUUGAUUUCUUGUUGUAGAAUCCAUUAUUUCUUUUUUUUUUAAUAAUUAAAAUGAAUGAAUAUUAUAUCUGUAGCCAGAUGAUAUUAGUUAUUUUUGCAUACCACAGGGAAGUAGAGUAAAUCGGUGCAAUCUGCUAAUUUUAGCAUCUAGAUUUUCAAUUUUUUCCCAGCAAGAAGUUGCAGCUCAGACUCUAGGUUAUUUGCAAAACAUCUUGCUUCAUCUGAUAAAAGGAUAACCCCCCCCAAGCGUUAGUCUUUCUCAGAUUCAAAAGUCAAUCGUGAACACAGACAUGAGACAUGAGUCUUUAUAGAUUUAGUGUGUUUAGUAGGGGUGUGGCAAGAUCUCGCUAGAUUAAAUUGUGAUGAGAAUUCUCGUCAGGUAAAAAGGUGUCUUGUAAGACUCACUCAAAUGAUUUUUUCACACGCUGUCAAGCCACACAUUAAUUUUCUCAUGCUGUGAAAUAAUGUAUAACUAAUAAGACUCGGAGCGAAUCGACUCUGCCCAGCUGAUUGACACCGGCGUACACUGGGAUAGUAAUCAGCUGAACCUGCUUGUGCUGUGAGUCCAAACCUUUUUAUAUACAGUCAAGACAGCUGUGACGACAUAGCUGGUAGAGUUUUGCAAGAUAAACAUCUAAAAGCUGAAGCGCAGCCGGCUCUGUUUGGGACUGUGAGCUGCACUGGAAAUUAUAGUGUGUGGGUCUGGGGUGAGAUUUCUGCCUGAUCACAAGUGUUUCAUUUACUUUUGGUUUUACAUGCAACAUGCAGUCCCAAACUGCGUCGGUCACACGGUCUGAAGAGGGUAGCAUUACUACCAGGGGAUCAAAACGUAAUGCACAGCAGAGUAUAGGGCAGGUAAUUAAUUAAAUGAUGACGUUAGUCUGGUAAUAUUACUUUUUUCAGAACAUGUCAGAGAACACGGAUAUAUGGGAGAGCUUCUGAAUGUGCAGAAAGUUUUGACCAUGAGCAGAAAACCUGCUGAAACACAGAAGCUAUUAAAAUCCAUGAGUUUAUAACUAAAUUAAAAUGAAAUAAUCUGUCAUUAUGGUGAAAAGGUGCCGCAAUCAUAGGCUACUUCCCCAGACAAAGACACAAAGAGGAGGGAAGAUUAAAUCAUGAAUCAGCAGGGAUGAUAUUAAAUAAGUUGAACAGAUCUGAAAGCAGCACAGAAUGACUGAGAGCUGCACUGCCUUAGAUUCUGUUAUAGUUAGGCUAUAGAUUUUGAAUCGUCACCUGCACCUGAAUUUUGUCUUUCUCUUUAUAUACAUAAAUUAAAAAAUCACCAUAAACUGGUGCAUAAAAAUUCAUCAGAAUGCAGGAAAUAAAGUAUUCAAUGCUUAAAAUUUUCAUAUAAUUCAGCAUUAAAGAUUUCUUAAUUUCUUAGUGUUAAAAUCUCGUCUCGAUCUCGUGAACCCAAUCUCAAAUCUCGUGUUGUCUUGUGGGUUAAGUGUCUCGUCAGAUCUCUGCUGUUUAGUGAUCAUUUAUCUCUGAUGUCCACUUACGAAUCAAAGAAAAAGAUUUUCCUUAUAACUCUAGAUCAGGUUUUCUACAGUAUCAAACUUAUCCAGUGAAGUUCAAGCUCAAGUUGUAGCCCACCGCUAACUCACUGAAUCCAUGGCCUCCAGGCAUUAUGGGAAAUGUAGUUGUAAAACUUUGCAGGACAGUGAAAAGUUUGUAAUAUUAAACAUGAGGUUUUGCUCAGAAAGAUUUUACAUAACGGGAAACGACAUGAUCCAUUAGAUUGACAGCAAUGUUUAUUUUCACAACUUCACCCAUUCAGAACACAAUCAGAUGCGCCAUGCCUGGGAUCUAGUUAGUGCAUACAUUCUGCCCUGAGCUGUAACUUCUUUUCACUGGUCAAUAGGUGACUGAUAACUAAUGUUUAAAUGAGAGUGAAUGAUCUCAGAACAGUCUAACGCUGAUAAUACACAGGGCAACUUUUUGAGCAAUGUUGCUGGGAAAUCUUGUUGGUGGCAAGUCAGGCUAUGUUUUGACAGCAACAUUGCUUUAAAAGUUACUUUGUGUAUCAUCAGCUUAAAGCUUAGCUGGAUGCAGAAAUCAAUCAGUCUGUAAAUGAGUCAACUCUGCUAAUUUUGAUAAAUCAACCGUAUAUUUAAAGGAUAUAGCUGCAUCCAUCAUUUGAAUAGUGGCACAAGGUGUAUUACUGCAUAUUAAAAUACAAUGCUGAGCAGUUAGUAACUGUCACAAUAAAAUGACAUUGUGUUUGCACUUUGGUCACAGUGUACCUGGUACUAUAGCAAAAAUGAAUCUGCACAGAUAAGUGUUCGGUACAAGUUGAUCAUUAGAGGUAAUUUUUUAUUCCCCAAUGUUCAGUUUGUGAAAUGUUAUAUUCAAGAAUAACUAUGUGUGAAACUGUAAAAAGCGUCCCUCUUGACUGGUGAUUGAUGUCUGAAUCAAGUCUUAAGUACUGUGUAAUCAAGACAAGAGAAGAACUCAUAGAUGGGGUGAAAUCAUUUCACUACUGACUGCCUUACUUCAGAAUGCUGGACACAGAAAUUGCUUUAAAAAAUGUUAACGUGACAAACUUUUCUUCACUUUUCAAGACGGACUUUUUUUCCAGUUUACCUGCUGAAUUCUGCAGAAAAAUGAAAAGAACAAUAAAGAAAAAAAACAAGCUUCUGAUGAUGUUUUCAUAAGUUUGUGAUGCAACAGUUUGUAUUUUGGUGGCAGUUUUAGAGGUAACGGGUGUCACGUCUGUGUUCAGCCUCUUUGUUCCAAACUGCUAAAGCUUGGCUUUGUUUCAAACACACGGCUCUGAGACAGCGCUGAGGUUCUGUCCCCACUGUUCAGGAAAUGGGUUUGAGACUUCAGAUCUGAAUGGAUCCACAUGUGCACAAGUCCUUCAUUUAUCAUAUUCUACAGUUUACUUACAAAUGACUUGACCAUCAAUAAAAUGUUUAAUCAUAAACAAAAUCUGUUCAAUAGCUAAGAGACAGUCUCACUAAUUUGUAGCUUGACUAUUGUCUUGAAUGACGCUACAUAAUCUUAGAAGCCUAAAACUGUUCUUUUGCUCCAUUCUCUGAUGAAGACUGUGUUUUUGAAAGCUUUUGAGGAUUCAGUCCCUUGUUUUUGCGAUAAAUCAAUACAUUUUUUUAGUCAAAAUGUAUGAAAGUGAUGAUGUUCGAUCAAUGAUGACGGAGACCAAAGCAAAUCCUCACAUCUGAGAAGGUGCAAACAGAAAAUAUUUAUAUAUAUUCCAGAGAUUAUCAAAAUAAUUGACAAAUUCCUUCAAUACUAAUGUAUGUCCCAAAAUCCUUCAGUUCACUUAUUAGGAUCAACUUUUCAAAUGUUUUCACCUGGCACCAGCGACAGAAUUUGUGGAACCAACAAAUGUGUCUUUCAAAUGCAGUUAAAGGAUUUCCUCCAACCACAGUGGCAGCAGAGCCUCAGCGCUUUAUUACAAAGUCUCUAUCUGAUAGUAUAUUGUGUGUUGAGAUUAAUGUUCAAGACUAAAAUAAAAUGUUUCUAUCAACA
Messenger RNA from Micropterus dolomieu (smallmouth bass), 11045 nucleotides. RefSeq names its product EFR3 homolog A (S. cerevisiae) (gene efr3a). Gene Ontology annotation, cellular component: plasma membrane. Bases 471 to 2825 code for a protein of 784 amino acids. NCBI's taxonomy places the organism in Eukaryota, Metazoa, Chordata, Actinopteri, Centrarchiformes, Centrarchidae. The transcript is spliced from 23 exons. Gene Ontology annotation, biological process: protein localization to plasma membrane. The record is from RefSeq and is a predicted model, not a curated record.